AUGGCAGAAAAGCAGGACAUUGUGUCCGAGGAGGCUGAAAAUGCCCAGGGAUUCGACAAGAUUCAAGCGCUCGAUGGCAUCAUUAUGCCAGAAGAGCUCGCCGCUCUUUCUGAUGAGGAUCGCGAGAAAUUAGGGAAAAAGGCGACGUUGAAGAUGGACAUCGUUAUCAUGCCCGUAUUGGUCAUCAUGUACAUCCUUAACUACCUGGAUCGUCAGAACAUUGCAAGUGCCAAACUCGCCAACAUUGAGCAGGACCUCAACAUGUCACCAGUUCAGUACCAGACGGCUGUCAGCAUUCUGUUUUGCAGUUACAUUCUCUUUCAAGUACCCUCGAAUAUGAUCGCGAGUCGGAUAAAGUGGCCCGGAGUCUACAUUUGCCUCAGCAUGGCGCUAUGGGGAGCCAUCUCUGCCGUCAUGGCGUCGAUUCAUAACUUCGCUGGACUUAUUGUCGCUCGUAUUUUUCUCGGAGCUGUCGAGGCUGUGUUCUUCCCCGGAGCCAUAUACUUCCUCUCUCUCUUUUACAGCCGAAAGCAAUUUGCCCUUCGCAUGGCGAUUUUGUAUAGCGGUUCGCAACUCGGAAAUGCUUUUGGAGGCCUGUUUGCUAUCGGAAUCCUGAAGCUUGACGGGGUGCAUGGGAUAUCUGGAUGGCGAUGGCUGUUCCUCGUCGAAGGUGUUAUGACUGUUGGCCUCGCGAUCGUUUUCGCGCUCAUUCUCCCUAACUCAAAGAAUAAGAUUCUUGGGGUCUCCAAGCUCGAGAUAUUGUGGAUUCAGUGGAACUUCAACCAAGACUCUGGUCAAUCAGAAGAAACUCACGAGAUGACUGCCAUGCAAGGCCUCCAGGCUGCUGUCAGGGACCCAAAGACCUGGCUUUUCAUUGGUAUUCUCUACUGCACCUACAUUGUUGGCGCUGUCUCCAACUUCUUCCCUUCGGUUGUUGGAGGCCUGGGCUAUGACCGAAAUAAGACCUAUCUACUAACAGCUCCCCCAUUCCUUCUCUGCGUCAUCACCAUGCUUAUCAACGGCUUCCAUUCCGAUCGAGCCAGCGAACGCUUUUAUCACGUCACUAUCGCUCUCUGCGUCACGCUGGUAGCUAAUAUCAUUGCGGUGUCCACGCUUAAUAUCGCAGCUCGCUAUGUGGCCAUGAUGCUUCUGCCAGGCUCCUUUUACGCCUCAACCAUUGUGACUCUUUCUUGGAUCACUGGAUCGCUCUCACAGCCUACAGCCAAGCGAGCCAGUGCGAUUGCUUUCAUUAACGCGAUUUGCAACACGCCCAACAUUUGGUGCAGCUACCUCUACUCUGGCGGCCCUCGCUAUGUGACCGCCUUCGCAGUAAACGCUGCUGCUACUGGUUUGGCUAUCGCGUUUGCCAUUGCAGCAAGAAUCCACCUCAAACGCCUCAAUAACAAGCUAGAAAGGGGCGAAGAUGCCGGUAGACAUGGUCCUACAGCUGCUCAGGUUGCCUCGGGUUAUCGUUACAUGCUGUAG
Messenger RNA from Clonostachys byssicola, 1485 nucleotides. The record is from the annotation of a GenBank genome assembly. Lineage: Eukaryota; Fungi; Ascomycota; Sordariomycetes; Hypocreales; Bionectriaceae.